GCGCUCUGCACCAAGUCCAAACGCGUCCGGACGUCGAGGAUGGCGUCCCUCUCGCUCCUUUGCCAGCGGUGCACCCGCCCGGCAGUGCUUGCAGCUCAAAGCCUACCAUGCCGGUCCUUCUCGACGACGCCUGCGGCGCUCGCGAAGCAGAACAAGCCCAAGAUCCGCGUGCCGGGGAAGAAAGCCAUGGAGGCCAAGCGGCGGCGCAAGGCAGCUCUCGCGGCCAAGGAGGACGAGAAGCGGGAGAAGCUGCCCCUCGCGGAGGCGAUCAAGGUGCUCCGGGCCGUCGAAGUCGCCUCCCCCAACUGUUCCUAUGAGCUCUUCGUGAAGACGACGCUCGGUAGCGGUAUGGCCGUCCCGAAGGGCCGUGUCAGUCUGCCGCGCGAAGCGAAGCCGCCCAAGGAGGACAAAAUCCUCGUCUUCGCGGAGGGGAAGAAGGCAGAGGAGGCCCGCAAGGCCGGUGCACAUAUCGUCGGCGGGACGGAGUUGAUCGAGGGGAUUGCCAGUAACCGCAUCCGCGCUACCACUAUCCUUUGCACGCCCGACCUCAUCAAGCCCAUUACCCCCCGUCUUGGCCGUAUUCUGGGUCCUCUCGGUCUAUUUCCGUCUGAGCGUCGCGGGACUGUUACGGACGAUAUUGCCGGGUACAUCAAGAAGCUCGCAGGUACCAGCGAGUGGAGGGCAGACAAGGCAGGCAACAUUCGCGCGCCGAUUGGGAUGCUCCACUUCCCCACCGAGGACGUCGUGAACAACUUCCAGCACUUCAUGGCCUCUGUUAAGCGUGCGACAGGGCACAUCCAGGAGCACGGUGAUGGUCGGAGACGGACAGGCGGAGAGGUCAAGCGCAUCAUCCCUAUUGCGAAGGUGAUGCUGAGCUCGAAGAGCGGCCCUGGCAUCCGUAUAGCAGACGCUUGAGAGGUUAGUAUCUUAUCUGUCAUGCCCAAUACUAUUUGGGCGCACGGACGUCUAAUCGCAACUC
Schizophyllum commune H4-8 is the source of this 979-nucleotide messenger RNA. Its product is annotated as mitochondrial 54S ribosomal protein MRPL1. The record is from RefSeq and is a predicted model, not a curated record. The coding region runs from base 40 to 915 and encodes 291 amino acids. Lineage: Eukaryota; Fungi; Basidiomycota; Agaricomycetes; Agaricales; Schizophyllaceae. The transcript has 5 exons.